Molecule: messenger RNA, 1383 nt
Organism: Acaromyces ingoldii
Lineage: Eukaryota; Fungi; Basidiomycota; Exobasidiomycetes; Exobasidiales; Cryptobasidiaceae
Product: endopeptidase
Exons: 3
Coding region: 29-1282 (417 amino acids)
Biological process (GO): proteasome-mediated ubiquitin-dependent protein catabolic process
Cellular component (GO): proteasome regulatory particle, base subcomplex
Molecular function (GO): proteasome-activating activity; ATP binding; ATP hydrolysis activity
Source: RefSeq, a predicted model, not a curated record
CUCGUAACGACGACGAUUCUGUGCAACGAUGGCGACAACAGCAGUGGCACCGCCAUCGCAAGUGGCGACGAACAGCAGCCAGGCGAACCAAGGCGUUGCAUCUCAGGCCUUGGGCAUCCAGAGCUUCUACCAGAACAAGAUUCAGGCUUAUGAGCUCCUCAUCAAUGAACGUACGCAGAACCUGCGACGUCUCGAGGCUCAGAGGAAUACCCUGAACGCGCGGGUCAGACUGCUGAGGGAAGAGCUGCAGCUUCUGCAGGAGCCUGGCAGCUACGUCGGAGAAGUUGUCAAGGUGAUGGGAAAGAAGAAGGUCCUCGUCAAGGUUCAACCAGAGGGGAAAUAUGUUGUCGACUUUGCGCAGGACAUUGAUGUGACGUCGCUCACGCCCUCGCUUAGGGUCGCUCUACGAUCUGACUCAUACACCCUGCACAAGAUCCUCCCAAACAAGAUCGACCCCCUCGUCUCGCUCAUGAUGGUUGAAAAGGUGCCAGACUCGACCUACGAAAUGGUCGGAGGUCUCGAUCGCCAGAUCAAAGAGAUCAAGGAAGUUAUUGAGCUUCCCGUGAAGCAUCCGGAGUUGUUUGAGAGUCUAGGCAUUGCACAGCCGAAGGGUGUCCUUCUCUACGGUCCGCCCGGCACUGGAAAGACUCUUCUGGCGAGAGCCGUGGCGCAUCAUACCGACUGCCGCUUCAUCAGAGUCAGUGGCUCCGAGCUCGUACAAAAGUACAUCGGCGAGGGAAGUCGAAUGGUUCGUGAGCUUUUCGUGAUGGCCCGAGAGCACGCUCCGUCGAUCAUCUUCAUGGACGAGAUUGACAGCAUUGGCUCGUCUCGUGGCGAGAGUGGCAGUGGCGGCGGCGACUCCGAAGUGCAGAGGACGAUGCUCGAGCUCCUGAACCAGCUCGACGGCUUCGAGGGUACCAAGAACAUCAAAGUCAUCAUGGCAACAAACCGAAUCGACAUCUUGGACAGUGCGCUUCUGCGACCGGGACGCAUCGAUCGGAAAAUCGAGUUCCCACCUCCAGGACCGGAGGCCCGCGUCUCGAUUCUUCGCAUUCACUCGCGGAAGAUGUCGCUGCAGCGAGGCAUCAACCUUAGGGCACUGGCAGAGAAGAUGGGACAAUGCUCGGGCGCAGAGGUUCGCGGCAUCUGCACAGAGGCCGGCAUGUAUGCGCUCAGAGAGAGGAGGCAGCACGUCAGUCAGGAAGACUUUGAGCUGGCCGUCAGCAAGGUCCUCCGUCGCCAGCAAGAUGGCUCCACAUCAGUCAACAAGCUCUUCACCUGAUCCUCAUGUCGCCUUUCCCCUUUUUCUUCUUGCGUGUAAAUCAUAUAGCAUUCACUCGAUCGGCGAGAGGACUGUCUCGCAGUUGCCAUGCGGGCUGGUAG